This is a messenger RNA of Naegleria lovaniensis, 1698 nucleotides long. RefSeq lists its product as uncharacterized. The transcript has a single exon. The record is from RefSeq and is a predicted model, not a curated record. NCBI's taxonomy places the organism in Eukaryota, Heterolobosea, Eutetramitea, Acrasida, Naegleriidae. The coding region runs from base 1 to 1698 and encodes 565 amino acids.
AUGUAUGCCUUGUGGGUGCGACUCAAACAACAAGUACUCGGACUCGAUCACGAUGAUGGAGAGACUGUAAAUAUUCCAAAUGAUCAUAUUGAAUAUGAUGAGUUUGAUGAUGAGGUGGAUGGAUCCUCUUCUUCUUCUUCCAUGAUGACAACAAGCAUGAUGGAUGAAACGACAUUUCAGAUAUCGGAAGAAGAUUUGAAUAAUUUACCUUCAUCGGAAUCGAAUGGAGAUUUGGAAAAAGUGAAUAUGAAUGGAACAGGAAAUAAUACAACGUUGCAAGGAUCAAGAAAGAUCCAGUGGAAACUCUGUAGAACCACUCCAACGGCUUUGGAAAUUUAUAAAAAGAAAAAGAGUGAAGCGGUAGCCAUUUCUUCCAAUCCUACAAGUGGAAGUUCUACCCAGAGCAAUUUAUCUGAGAGUCCAAAGAAACAAUGUAUAUUACAUAAAAAAGAAACGACGACAAGCAUGAUCUCAGUGACCGUAAGAGAAGGCCUGUAUGAGGUUGAGUCGUGUCGUGAUGUUCCAUAUUUUGAGGGAUCCAACGAUCCAAAACACAAACUAAACAUCUUUAGAAGUAGAGUGAAACGAACUGGUACUCAAGAAAAUGCCAAGUUGCCAGUACUGUUUUUCUGUCACGGAGGUAGUUGGCGUAGAGGUGACAGAAAUCACAGAUGGUUUGACACGUAUAGCAGAUUAGCCAUGAGAAUUUGUCAAGAUUUCCCCUGCAUAUUUGUAGUGAUUGGCUACAGACUGGCUCCUGCUGUCAAAGCAGUACCAGAUCAAUGUGAAGAUGUGCUUUCUUCAUUCCAAUUUUGUGUGGAUAAUAUUGAAAAAUACGGAGGAGAUUCUUCGAAUAUGGUUCUAUUUGGACACAGCGCUGGAGCCCACCUAAUUAGCCUGUGUUUGUUAAAGUAUGGAAUGAAUUUGAAAAAUCUUAAGGAACCUCAAAUCAAAGAUGGUACCGAAAAUCAGCGAGAUCUUCUUGAUAGACAAUUAAUAGAAAAAAUUAAGGGAGUUAUUUGUGUUGGAGCUGUUUUUGAUGUGCAAUACGUAGCAGAUCGAGUGAUGAACUUGCCUAGAAAACUAAUUGUGGAACCUGCUUUUGGUGUUGCUGAAAAUUAUGAAGAGUGCUCUCCAAUAUUUUAUGUUGAAAAAGAGAGACUAUUUUUCACCAAACACAUCAAAGACCUAAAAUCUGUACCUUCAUUUUUCAUUUCAAAUGCUGAGAAUGAUUUGACCUUAUUUUCAUUCUUUUCCAUUGUGGACCAAGGAGAACAAUUUGCACAGAAAAUGAAGCAAGUUUAUCAAGAUUUGUCCCCUGAAAAUCCAUUGUGGAAUUCUGAAAGACCUCCACAAGUCAAAUACAAACGGUAUGGAGGCCACACAAACCAUUUCACAAUCAUUGGCCUUGGUGCUAGUAUGGGAAACGCAUACGAGCCAUUGGUAGAGGAUAUUAUCGAAUUUUCAAAACAAGUGUUUAGAGGUCACAAGAUUUUAGAACAAGAGAGCUUGAAAGAACAACAACUUGCUGAACCACUUACUUCUACAUCCACAGUGGUCGUGACUCAAACAACAGAAGUCACAGAGCCAAUUGUUAUCAAUUCUGAAAUCAGUAGUACUACUCAAGAAACACCAAGUCAAUCAAUUUCAGAAGGAGAAUUUGCUAUUGAACAAACACAAAACACCUUUACAUUGUAA